CUCCCGUCUAUGCUGUAUGAAACUGCUCUCUUGGAAUAUCAACGGCAUCAGGCGUAUCCACGCAGACUACAAACGCAGACAGCCACCUGGCAAACCUACUUCUUUCGCUGCACUGCUACACAAUCUAGACGCUGACAUCAUCUGCCUGCAAGAGCUCAAAUCAGAACGCGCUCAUAUAGAUCCGAGCUAUGUUGAUGUCGACGGCUAUCGUUCGUUCUUCACCUUUCCUAUCGACAAGAAAGCUUACUCUGGCGUUGCCAUCUAUGUCAAGCACCCAUUCGCACCAAUUAGGGUUGAGACUGCCUUGUGCAGUCCUAGCUACGAUUCAUUCAAAGAAGAUCCUAUGGCAAUCGGUGGGUAUCCAAGCAGCAUCACGCAGGCAGAGGCACGCAAGCUCGAUAGAGAAGGCCGUAUCCUCCUUCUUGACUUUGGUGCAUUCAUCUUACUUGGCACAUACUGUCCUGCUGGCGCUGAAUCAGACGACCGCGUCGCUUUUCGCAGACUCUGGUGGAAAGCACUGAAUGAACGCUGUCGCAACCUCGUGGCUGCAGGACGACAAGUUGUCUUGCUGGGUGAUCUGAAUGUCCAUUGCUUCCCGCAAGAUACAGUAGAUGCAGAUGUUGACGAGUACACGCCAGAGACACUUGGCCCUGUCGGACAAUGUUUUCGACGGCUGACUGCAGAUGAUGGGCACUUGUAUGGCUCCGAGCCUCGCAUCUUUCUCGAUACAGCAAGACUUUUGUAUCCAGAGCGCGAGGGAAUGUACACAUGCUGGUCUGUACGACUCGCUGCACGACAAGGCAAUUAUGGCAGUAGGAUCGAUUUCGUCCUCAUCACAGAAGGUCUACGUCCAUUUUUGAGUAUAGCCGACACAUUGCCAGAUAUACACGGUUCAGAUCACUGUCCUGUGUAUGCGACGCUGUCUUUGACAACAGGAGAAGGUGCCACUCUACAAGUCUCUACCGUUGCAGAUAAUGUUGACCCCGGUAUCAGCUCUGCCCAGCAAAAGCUCUCUGCUUUCUUCAAAAAGCGAUCCAGUCCGCCACCUAUAGCAGCUGCAGCCAGUCCUCCUUCUCUCAAGCGGAAAACGUCAAGUAUUGGUGGAAGUGGCAAAAAGUCACAAGCAACGCUCUCUGCCUUUUUGACAGGGUCAAGCAGUAAAGUGGUCAAGGAGCAAGAAGAGGUAUGGCAGACAUUCGACCCGGGUGCAGCAGAACAAGCCUCACAAACCAAACAGCAAUUCUCAAGUCUCUUUAGCAAACCUGUCGUGCCAGUUUGUAGUGGCCAUCAACUGCCAGCAAAACGACAACGCACAAAGAAGAAGGGCGCCAAUAUGGGUCGUGAGUUUUGGAGUUGUAGUGUGCCACUCGGUCAAGGACAAUGUGACUUUUGGCGAUGGGUCAGAUGA
This is a messenger RNA of Protomyces lactucae-debilis, 1408 nucleotides long. Its product is annotated as Endonuclease/exonuclease/phosphatase. Gene Ontology annotation, biological process: base-excision repair. Gene Ontology annotation, cellular component: nucleus. The record is from RefSeq and is a predicted model, not a curated record. The transcript has a single exon. Gene Ontology annotation, molecular function: phosphoric diester hydrolase activity; zinc ion binding; DNA-(apurinic or apyrimidinic site) endonuclease activity. NCBI's taxonomy places the organism in Eukaryota, Fungi, Ascomycota, Taphrinomycetes, Taphrinales, Protomycetaceae. The coding region runs from base 17 to 1408 and encodes 463 amino acids.